This is a messenger RNA of Cucumis sativus (cucumber), 1698 nucleotides long. RefSeq names its product allene oxide synthase 3. Lineage: Eukaryota; Viridiplantae; Streptophyta; Magnoliopsida; Cucurbitales; Cucurbitaceae. The transcript has 2 exons. Bases 139 to 1575 code for a protein of 478 amino acids. The record is from RefSeq and is a predicted model, not a curated record. Gene Ontology annotation, molecular function: oxidoreductase activity, acting on paired donors, with incorporation or reduction of molecular oxygen; heme binding; iron ion binding. Gene Ontology annotation, biological process: sterol metabolic process.
AUGAAUACAAAGACAGAGGGACACACACACACACACACACAACAUUAGAUUAAACAUGUGCUUCCUAAAUAUCAUUCAUUAAAAUCCUAUUCCUCUCCCCAUCUUCUCCGUUCUCCAAUAACUUUUUUUAAGAAAAAAAUGACUUCAUCUUCUUCAGAACACCCACAAAUUCCCCUCCCUCUGAAACCCAUCCCCGGCAGCUAUGGCUUCCCCAUCUUUGGACCCAUCAUAGAUCGCUACCAUUACUUCUACAUCCAAGGCAGAGAAACCUUCUUCCGAUCCCGAAUGGCCAAGUACAAUUCCACUGUGUUCCGUACCAACAUGCCGCCAGGUCCCUUCAUCUCUUCCAAUUCCAAAGUAAUCGUCCUUCUCGACGCCCUCACUUUUCCGAUCCUCUUCGACACCACUAAAGUUGAGAAACGCAACGUUCUCGAUGGAACUUACAUGCCCUCCCUUGCCUUCACUGGAGGCAUUCGUACUUGUGCUUUCUUAGACCCAUCUGAAACAGAGCACUCUGUUCUCAAACGCCAUUUCCUCAAAUUUCUUGCCUCUCGUCACCACCAAUUCAUUCCUCUCUUUCGAACCUCCAUCUCCGAGAUGUUUGAUAAACUUGAAAAGGAAUUACAAAACAAUAACGUCGCCAAUUUUAAUCCUAUCAGUGAUUACGCAUCCUUUGAUUUCAUUUUCCGAUUGCUUUCCGAUCGCAGCCCCGAUAAGAAUUUCAGCUCCGAGGGACCGGGUUUAGUCGACCGAUGGCUUACUAUGCAGCUCGCUCCAUUAGCUACACUUGGUUUGCCCAAAAUUUUCAGCUGCUUUGAAGAUCUCAUCAUCCAUACUUUCCGUUUACCGUUCGCACUCGUUAAAAGCGCUUACAGGAAGCUCUACGAAUCGUUUUACGAGUCGUCAGGUUCAUUUCUAGACGAAGCCGAGAAACAGGGAAUAAACAGAGAGAAAGCAUGUCAUAAUUUAGUGUUUUUAGCUGGAUUCAACGCAUACGCCGGAAUGAAAGUGUUGUUGCCGAUUCUGCUGAACUGGGUUGGAUCUGCCGGCGAGGAGCUUCAUCGGAAACUAGUGGGCGAAAUCAGAGCCGCCGUGAAGAUAGACGGGGGAAUAACAUUCGGGGCUUUAGAGAAGAUGAGUCUGCUGAAAUCCGUGGUGUACGAGGUUCUGAGGAUCGACCCGCCGGUGCCGUACCAAUACGCAAAGGCGAAACAAGACAUUGUGAUAGAGAGCCAUGAUUCUGCUUUCGAGAUCAAGAAAGGGGAAAUGAUUUUUGGGUAUCAGCCGAUUGCGACAAAAGAUCCGAAAGUGUUUGAGAAUGCGGAGGAGUUUGUGGGCGAAAGGUUCGUGGGCGAGAAAGGGGAGAAGCUUUUGAAGUAUGUUUAUUGGUCAAAUGGUCGGGAGACGGAGGAGCCAACGGCGGAGAACAAGCAGUGUCCGGCGAGGGAUCUGGUGGUGCUGAUGUGCAGAGUAGUGUUGGUGGAACUUUUCCUCCGUUAUGAUACGUUCACCGUCGAGGGAACCCGGUCGUCGUUGGGUUGGUCUGUGAAGGUGAAAUCGUUGACUAAAGCCUAAUCGCUAUCAACGGUUGCGCCAGCUUCCUCUAAGCUCUACGCCUUUCAAACAAAUAAAGACUGAAAUUCAUUUUUAGUCCUAAUUACUCUCUUCAAUUUUUAAAUUAUGACCUUAUUUCCAAUU